Paramecium pentaurelia is the source of this 624-nucleotide messenger RNA. The record is from the annotation of a GenBank genome assembly. Lineage: Eukaryota; Ciliophora; Oligohymenophorea; Peniculida; Parameciidae.
AUUUUAUAAGAACAUGUAAGAAUUGACAAGUAUCAGAUAAAGUACUGAUGAUGAUUUGAAUUCAACUUGUUAGUCUAUCUAAAUGCCAGUGUUUAAAAGACAUUUUGGAAACAAUCUGACAUUUUUUUAUAUUAGGGGUGAACCAUUAAUAACAAUAGGACCCCAUUGUAAACAAUUUAUAAAUAAUUAGUUUAGGGCCUUUAACAUUAUGCAUGAUAGUUUCCUUUGGGGGAGCUAGUUACCUAUUAAUUUUUGAGAUAGCAUUAAGAAAAGGGCUUUACGUGUAUUAUUUCUCAAUUUUUGUUGCUGCACUUUAAAUGAUUAGUUACUUGAUUACUGCCCUUAAAAAUCCAGGUAUUGUGACUAGUUCUAGAGAAUAUAAGGGUAUAUUAUAAUGUAUAGUAAGAAAAAGUCAUAAUUAAAUUUUAUUAGGUUUGUAACAAUUCAAGAGAAUUAGGUUCAUUAUAUCAUUGUGAAGAUUGUGAUGUAUGCAUAUAAGGAUUUGAUCAUCAUUGUCCUUGGACAGGUAAAUGUAUAGGGAGAGGAAAUAUUAAUGCCUUUUAUGUAUUCGUAACUAUGAUUCCAAUAUAUAUUGUAUAUUUCAUCAUAGUUUCCUUGUUAUGA